Peronospora matthiolae is the source of this 1389-nucleotide messenger RNA. The record is from the annotation of a GenBank genome assembly. NCBI's taxonomy places the organism in Eukaryota, Oomycota, Peronosporomycetes, Peronosporales, Peronosporaceae.
AUGUGGGGCGGGAACCUCGGAGAGGUGGGACGCAACACGAGAAGCAACCAGCUGCCGUGGGAGCGGGGGGCUCCAUCUGGACUCUGUCGACCUGUCAUGAGUGGUGCUCGACUGUGGGGGGACACAGCGAGCACCGGAGGGUCUUGGCGGGGCAGCACGGGUUCGGUGUGGGCCACCGUAGCGGUGGCAUUGACUGCACCAGCAGUGGGGCUGAGAUCCCCGGCUGCUGACGCGGUCGCAGCCGAAGUGUCGCGGAGGCUGGCACACGCGCGAGCGUGGUUUGCUGCUGCCAGCCUCGAUACGAAAGGCGUGCCGCACGCACAACCUGCCGAGAAGCGGUCGAGGAAGGAGAUGCGGCGGUGCCGUGAGUCCCUGUGUCGCUUGAGCGAAGCAAAGCUUGAGGCCGUGUAUGUACACAGUGUGCACGUGAAGCGCUGCGCGUUGUGGGCAUACACGGCCAGGACGGAGGCCGGGAGUGCGCUGGCCGUGGAUGGCCAAAGCGCUGAGUGCUUGGGGCCGGCCUCAACGUCCUCGAGCAGCAGUUGCUCGGCUUGCUCGCGCGGGUCGUCGUCGGCGUCAUCGCUCAAGCGGCGACGCUUGCCGCCGAGGCGGAGCACGAGAGGAGGCGACGUGCGGAGUGAUGGCUGGCUGCCUGCUACGUCGCGCACUGGUCAACCUCCAUGGGGACGGCAGCGGUCGUGGCAGGAGCCUGUGCAGGACCCGCAGGCAGCAUGGUACCAGCCCUGCCGGGUGUGCAGUCAUCGGUUUGGGGGCAGGGCCCAGCAAGACAACUCGUUGCCGCAAGGCAUCGGAGCGUCGCACCCGGCUCGGUCGGGCAGUAUGGGUGUCUGCCAGCCGAGCCGGUCGUCACAGGGAGCGGCCGCGGCCACUGCAGUGUAUCCAGCUCGGGCAGGCAGCUCCGUAGCUACAUGCCCGAGCCGGUCGUCAUCACUUGAGGAGGAGGCAGCGUCGUCGUCCAUCGAGGAGGCAGUGUCGUCGUCGGGGGCCCCGCCGUCGCUGUUUUCGCUAUCCCUCUGGGUCGCUGGGGCCUUGAAGGCACCCAGUGCGCGAGCCGUUGCGGCUACGAGCGCGGACCCGAGCUGCACCCGGUCGUGCAGCAUGUGUGCCGCCCUGCCGGGUCUAGCAGCAACAAUCGCGGGGCCUCGAGCGGCGGCGGGGGCUUCCGGAGCGAGCGGGAGGGCGGGGGGAACCGUUGCGCACGCGUCUGGACCCGGGGGCUGCCUGUGGGCACCCGGGGAGCCGAUGCUCUGUAGAUGUCCAUGCUGGACCCGGUCGGGCAGCAUGCUUGCCGCCCUGCCGGGCCCAACAUCAUCGCUAGCAGUGUCUUGGGCCGCUCCCACGUCUGGGAGGGCGCUCCGUAACGUGUAG